CUUCAGUUGUGUUGUGGUGCUUCAGCUGGAAAUAUGGAAAUAAAUUGGAGUAAUGUCGUCUUUAUAGAAUCCGAAAGACGCCUCAUCCUCUCUGAACUGGAACUCCAUGAAAUACCAGAUCCAAUUAUAAAUUUAUAUCACAACCGAGUAAAUCAGUUGGAUAUUAGUUUCAACAAGUUAACUUCUAUCUCGGGAAUUUCUCUAUUCACAUCAAUGGAGGAACUGAUCUUGGACAACAAUCAACUUGGAGACAUUACUUUCACAAGAAAUUCCAAUCUUAAACUUUUAUCACUAAACAAUAAUAUGAUAAGAAAUCUGGAUUACCUCCUAGAGAAUAUUGAGAAGAGUUUUCCACGCUUGGAUUACUUGAGCCUACUUGGAAAUCCAUGUUGCCCAUUUCCCAUAUACACUGGCUCAAUUGACGAGAAGAAAUAUCAAAAAUAUAGAGAAAAAGUUCUUCAUUGCUUGCCGAAACUACAAUUUCUGGACUCAACACCCGUGAGUUUGUCUGAGAGGAUGAAGCUCUUGGAGAAAUUGCCACCAAUAUAUCCAGCUGAAUGUGACAGAAGUGUUGAGAAAUUCACACAAAUAUCUGGUUUAGUACGAAAGACUUUUUCUAGUAUUCAUCAAGGUCGUUUUGGGAAAAAUAGGCCAACAACUUACAAUCCCUUACCGCCAACAGUGCGCGUUGGCCAGCACCGGGGGGCUUAUGUUAAAUGUAAAUUCAAGUAUGUGGGAGCACACUCGGAAGGGAAUCGAUUUAUUUUGAAUAAAGACCUCUAAACUGA
Messenger RNA from Lutzomyia longipalpis, 788 nucleotides. Its product is annotated as leucine-rich melanocyte differentiation-associated protein. Bases 34 to 783 code for a protein of 249 amino acids. Gene Ontology annotation, molecular function: protein binding. NCBI's taxonomy places the organism in Eukaryota, Metazoa, Arthropoda, Insecta, Diptera, Psychodidae. The transcript is spliced from 3 exons. Gene Ontology annotation, biological process: melanocyte differentiation. The record is from RefSeq and is a predicted model, not a curated record.